UACUUAAACUCGGGUCAGCAGCGUCGCACCGGCGGGCUAGCUUCACAUCGGAUCCAAUCGGGUGUGCAAAUCAUACAUAUAAACAUAUGUGUUUGAAAGCACGCCAUCCCAAAACGAAACGCGAUCUACUAAACAUGAAAACUUCUUGUUUAUGGGUAUUACCAGUGCUGAUCCUACUGCAGCUGGGAAUCAAGCAAGUGGAGUCCAAAAAAUAUCAGCGCUGCGAACUCACACGAGUUUUGGUGGAGAACUACAACUUCGACAAGACCUUCAUUUCCAACUGGAUCUGUUUGGUGGAGCACGAAAGUUACCUGGACACCACCAAAGUAACGAAAAAGGGAAACGAGAGCAAGAACUAUGGCCUCUUUCAGAUCAACAGCAAGGAUUAUUGCACCGAAGGACGAAAAGGAGGACAGUGCAACAUGAAAUGUGAAGACUUCUCCAAUGACGACAUCAGCGACGACAUCGCCUGCGCCAGAAUGAUCCAGGAACGCGAGGGCUUCAAGUACUGGAAGGGCUGGGAUCGCUUCUGUCGCAAUCCGCAGAAUCUGCCCAAUCUCCGCGUGGCCUGCAACCUGCGCAGCCUGUCGCCAGUGCGAUCACCUCGUGGAUUCUUAACGGGCUGAACAGCUAUGUGAACAUCUAUCUUAAAGAUACAUACAUACAUAUGUGUACUUGUACAUAAAUGCUUUUGCAUAAUUG
Drosophila mauritiana is the source of this 702-nucleotide messenger RNA. RefSeq names its product lysozyme c-1. The transcript has 4 exons. The record is from RefSeq and is a predicted model, not a curated record. NCBI's taxonomy places the organism in Eukaryota, Metazoa, Arthropoda, Insecta, Diptera, Drosophilidae. The coding region runs from base 87 to 626 and encodes 179 amino acids.